Messenger RNA from Amphimedon queenslandica, 5473 nucleotides. Its product is annotated as serine/threonine-protein kinase WNK1-like. The transcript has 15 exons. Gene Ontology annotation, biological process: protein phosphorylation. Gene Ontology annotation, molecular function: protein serine/threonine kinase activity; ATP binding. Bases 301 to 5412 code for a protein of 1703 amino acids. The record is from RefSeq and is a predicted model, not a curated record. NCBI's taxonomy places the organism in Eukaryota, Metazoa, Porifera, Demospongiae, Haplosclerida, Niphatidae.
GCCACACCUCUCUUUCUUGGCGUUGUGUGUGGUGAUCCUCUACCUUCUCUUUUAUCCAGUUAUUCUUUAUGUUGCUCUUUUAGCAGAGGGACAAGGAGCCGAGUUCUUAGAGAAAGAGAGGUAGAGGGAGUAUAUCUCUUCUCUUACUGCCCUCCUCUUGGCCUCUCUCUAUAAUUCCAGAGAGAGAGAGAGAGAGGAGUUUCCAUUCACCUCCCGUCCCCCUUUUGUGUUUGGGGAGAGAAACAAAGAGAAAGUUGUCAAACAAAAUACCAAACCUACUCCUCUUGGACUAGAUCAAAUAUGACAACAAGUACCCAGGGCCAAGCAGUCAUUCCCGAGGAGCCCACCACUAACAAUCACUUGAAUGAAGCCCAACCCAUUUCACAUCAAUCCUCAUCCUCUUUAUUGUCAAAAGGACUCCUUGUUGUAGGUGAUAAGAUAUUUCCAGGACCUGCUGAUGUUUCUUCUCUGGCUAAAGAAGAUGAGCAGUCUGGAACUCACAACUUACCAGACGUUGAAACUAUGGGAUCUUCUUCUCGGCCUAAUGGCGUCAUCAUUGAAAAUGGAGGAGAGACGAAUGUGCACUUUGUAUCAUCAAAGGAAGAGGUGUUACCCACGGAACCAGAGAAACAAAAACAAGAUGGAGGGCCUGUUGGGGGAGGAGUUACCCCGCCCAUUCAGGACUCUCAAGACGGAGUAAAGAAGAAGGUUCUGGAGACCUUGGAGGUAGAGGAACACAUUGUUAACACGUCUCCUACCGGCCGUUUCGUGAAAUACGAGCAAGAGAUCGGAAGAGGAUCGUUUAAGACUGUCUAUAAGGGACUGGAUACUGAAACUGGUGUAGCUGUGGCGUGGUGUGAACUACUGGAGCACAAGUUUAAUAAAGAGGAGCAAUCACGGUUCAAGGAAGAGGUAGCCAUUUUAAAGACUCUCAACCAUCCUUACAUACUGCGUCUUUUUGAUUCCUGGGAGUUUGUACGUCAGUCAGACAAGAAGAGGGUCCUUGUACUAAUCACAGAACUCAUGACGUCCGGAACUUUAAAAAGUUACAUGAGGCGUUUCAAGUCUAUCAAGCCGAGGGUUAUUAGGAGUUGGGGUCGUCAGAUCCUUCGCGGUCUCUCAUUCCUCCACACUCGAACCCCUCCUAUCAUCCAUCGUGAUCUAAAGUGUGACAAUGUGUUUAUCAAUGGUACCACUGGACUGGUCAAGAUUGGUGACCUCGGACUAGCCACACUGAAGAGAUCUGAUGUGAAGACUGUUAUAGGUACUCCUGAGUUUAUGGCCCCAGAGAUGUAUGAUGAGGUUUAUGAUGAAUCAGUUGAUGUUUAUGCCUUUGGUAUGUGCCUCCUGGAGAUGUGCACGCUGGAAUAUCCUUACCAAGAGUGCAGUAACCCAGCACAGAUUUACAAGAAAGUCACUUCUGGAGUUAUGCCUAACUCACUCAAUAAAGUCAAUGACCCAAUGCUUAAAGAAAUCAUUGUAGCCUGUACCAAACUGAGCAAAUCUGCUAGGUAUACUGUAGAGAUGCUACUCAACCACGAGUUCUUUGCCGAAGGUGAUGUGAAGGUUGAAGUGAUGACGGAGCCCACUCCGGCCGAUAGCGUGAUGGUACGGCUGGUGGUCCCUCGGACUAGCAAAGAAAACAAGAAGAACGAGCAGGAGAGCAUUGAGUUUGCUUACAACCUUCAAACUGACAUACCAGAAGACAUUGUUAAUGAUAUGGUUAAAUCAGGAAUAUUGAGAGAGGAAGAUAAGAAGAAUGCUAUACGCUCAGUGAGGGAGCUUACUGAUCCAUUGACUGAUCCAGCUAAACAAAAGAGACAACAGAAACCUGCUGCUACUGCUGGCGCUACUGCCCCUCAUGGCAACCCACCUGUUCCUGGUAACGGUGCUGCUGGUAAGGAAACUGGAGAGGGUCUUUCACAUCAGCUUCUGUCCAACGAGACUACUCCAACACCACAGGAGAUUGAACUCUCAGCAAACAGGGCAAAUUUCCAACGUCAGCUUUCAAGUGCAAGUGAUGAAAUGUCGUCUGAGCCUUCAGGACCGAAGCACACUACAGACCGGACAGGACCUUCAGCUCAAGUUAAUAAUACCGGAGUGGGUGGGGCUGGGGGAGGAGUGGGGAGUGAGGGACCUUCCGCUAGCAACUCCCCUAACGUCCCUCACAAGAUAACGGGAGGAACGGCAAUGACCACACCCUCUGAGAACUCGGAAGACUCAGAGAAGGAGAGUGUUGAGGACGAACAGUUUGUUUCUAAGAAACACAGUGAGCUCACCUCCGCUCCUGUUUCAUCUAAAAGUCUCCCUUCCAGUUCGAAAACCUCGCCCAAUUUAUCGAAAGGGAAGGGCGGAGAAGAAGAAAGGGAGGAGCAUCAAUCACUUAGCGCUAAAGGACAAGGAGAUAUUGUUAAUAGAACAUACUCGGAAGAUGUUCACCAAUCAGAUCUUUCCUCAGGCUCAGCCACUAAUAGUACUCAAAGUAUUAAUGUAAAUAGCGUUAGCGAUGCCACGCCCACUGGUAAGGACCUGGCCCGAUCGGCUAGUUUCUAUUCCGGGUCCCAGACUCAGUCUGAGACUCAAACUUUGAUAGCUCAUUCCCAAACCAGCUUGAGUGGUACGGCUGUGUCACAAUCAAUAGCUGCUCAGUCCAGUUCAGGUAGUGCUCAGUCUCAGACGACCUCAAGCAGCAGUAUUAGCAGUGGUUAUCAUUCUCAAUCUUCUUCUGCUCUCGCUCUCUCCUCCUCCUCCUCUACUCCUCCUUCAGUUGAGGCUGAUACCACACAGUCUAAUGGCUCCUCUGGUCCUGGUGGUAGUGGGGGGUCAUUCAGGAGUAAGAAAGGAUCCCGGACUAAGGACAGCAAGCGUAUUAAGUUAAAAUUUAAUGAGAAGGUCAAGGAUAAUGUGAUCAGCUGCUCACUCCAGACCAGUGCUGGUCAGGUCAUUAAUUUUAAGUUUUCCCUUGACUACGACAAGCCAAACGAGAUAUUUAAUAAUCUGGUUAAAACAGGUCACCUAAGCCAGCUUGAAGGAACCGACUUUAUUUCUCAGUUUCAAAAGGUUGUAGACACAGUUCGCAGUAAGAGCACUGUGGACUCUACUAGCAGCGACACUAAGAAGAACCCAGGAGGACCUCUUCGCUCAACCUCAGUCUCUUAUUCUAGCAUUGUCAAACAAGACAGCGACCAAUCAAAACACUCGGAGUCUUAUCAGAAGGGAGGGGCUCGCUCCGACUCCCCUUACGAUGGAAGUGGACAGUUGGGCGGAGUCAAGAGAGAUGGUCUGGCUUUAUCGGAGGCUUCCCCUCACUCUCGGAGGAAGUUUCAAGUGUCCGACGUGUUUGUUGAGAGACCCAAUGAGAAACCAUCAAUUACUAGCCAGGGAUCAGCAGAAUCUAUGACUGUUAUGAGUCCAGUUCAUAGCGAAGACACUUGCAUUCUUCCCCCUCCCUCCUCCUCCUCCUCCUCCUCAGACAAUAAAUCCACUCAAGACCCAACGAGCGUGUUCCAUUCAACCAGUGUCCUGCCCACCUGCACACUGGGCACUGGUGACAAGGGAAAUUUGGGAGACACGCCCUCUUCUGUUGCCACGGGCAACUCGUCGGCCAUUUCUUCUGCAUCUUCAUCGUACUCCAACCUCCAGCCUUCCGGCACUGGCACUAUCACUACAGUUGAGGCCCCUAAUAAGAAGUUUGAGAUUGAAGACGUCAUUGAUCCAGAGACCCUCUCCACGGAGAGUUCUUGUGAAAACCUCAUUCCAGACGAUAAGGCUGAGCCUAAGAACGAAGUCACGCCCACCGAGUCCAGUACUAUCAUUAAGGACGAUGAGUCUACUAGCGUUGAGUUAUCAACUCCGCCCACUUUCAGCGACGAGGACACUCUGACCUACGCUCGGGUAAAAGAGGUGGAGUCUAGUUCAAAGCCCCACCCACCCACAAGCACCAAUCCACCGAUGUACCCUCCGUAUUCCGUUCAACCAGUAGACCCUCCGCAGCCUUUACUCCUGAGCCCUUUCUCUCGUAUCCCGCCCACACAUGGGACCCUCCUUGAGAACCCACUUGUGUUUGAUGGUUUCAUGAAGUUCAUGCAUUACAUGAAACUCUUGUUUGAAGAGCCAUCAAUAGCUGCCCUCCUCCAGCAGAUCAGUAUCAACAACCCUGACCAACCACCUUCCAGUGGGUCCACAGCUAAUGGACACACUCCUUCUAAUGGACAGAGUCCUACUGCUACUAAUGGAUAUGCUCCUGCUCCUGGUUCUAAUGGACAUUCAGCUGUUAACCCAGCCCACAUGCGUCCUCCAGUUACAUCUGUGUCAUCUUCUUCAUUGGGUCAGCAGGUAUACUCACUGGCUAGUGUAUCAGGAGGUGUAGCUCAAUCUUCUGCUAGUUAUGCUAGCCCCAAUGAGACAUUGCCACAAUCUGAUGAUGAAACGGAUGGAGAGCGUCAGCAGUUACUAAGAGAGAUAACCCGGAUAGAAGAGGAGGAGAAAAGAUUAAAGAAAGAUAAGGAAAGGUACCAGGCACAUCUGAGGAGAGGAAGUGCCAUCACUCACGAGUAUACAAAUGUGAUGCCCAAAACCUCAGCUGUUACAUACCCAACCCACCACGUCACAUCCACCUCUUCAGCGAUGCUUAGCUCCGCCUCCCUUGGACCAAAAGACGAGAGAGAACAACAGCAACAACAACAGCAACAACAACAACAGCAACAACAACAACAAAGCCUCCAGCAACAGUUGCAUUAUCAGCAGCAGCAGCAGCAGCUCCAUCAACACUUGAACUAUUACAGUAUUGGUUCUAGCACUGGUCAGAGACCAGGGUAUCAUCCAUUUCAUUAUUACCAGGGAGGCCCACCACUCCACCCUCCCCCUCAUGACACGAGGGACAACGGGUCCCUCCUUUCCCAGCAAAACAACAGCUCCACUUCUAACCUUGCAGCAGCAGCAGCUGCUGGUGAAGCGUCAAGACACAUUGAAGCAGGAAGAGGGACUCCUUAUUAUCCCACGGCUCCAAUUGGUCCCCAUUCUCAUAUAAUGCCUCAAGAAGGGCUACACUUGAUGGCCCCAGGCGGAAUGUGGCUCCCUCCAAGCGAUUGGCCGCAAUACAUGCAUCCUCAUGUACCCCCGGCUCACUUCUCUUCCACAAACCAGGCGAUGAUGCAAGGUUUACAUCACUCAAUCACUCCUCACAUAACUCACCCUCCCCCUCCUCUCUCCUCCCACCUCCCCAUGCAACAAACUUAUCCUAAGUCGCAACAAGCACAACAAGAAGUUCAAACGUACCAGCAGCCCCAGCAGCUCCAGCAAGAGGGAACACUAAACCCUGUGGUUGUACCAGCUGGUAUGACGAGUCCAACGCGUUUGGAAGGUACCGGAGAUCAGGACCUUACUGGGACUUCAGUGACUCAGAAGAGAUGACACAAACCAAACUGGUUUGGUAAUAUGGGGAAUUAGAUCUUUGUAUCAGACUAACAAAGGA